This is a messenger RNA of Archocentrus centrarchus (flier cichlid), 967 nucleotides long. RefSeq names its product complement component 1, q subcomponent-like 2 (gene c1ql2). Lineage: Eukaryota; Metazoa; Chordata; Actinopteri; Cichliformes; Cichlidae. The transcript is spliced from 2 exons. The record is from RefSeq and is a predicted model, not a curated record. The coding region runs from base 1 to 762 and encodes 253 amino acids. Gene Ontology annotation, molecular function: protein binding.
AUGGUUUUGGCUCUGAUUAUCGUGAUUCCCCUGGUAGUCCAAACCUCCAAGACUAAUGCGCACUACGAGAUGAUGGGCACCUGUCGGAUGAUCUGUGACCCGUACAACCCCAAACCUAGCGCGACGGCUUUGGAGGUCAUGCAGGAUCUGAGCGCCAUUCCCUCUCCCAGCUUUGUUCAAGGAACUAAGGGCGAGCCGGGUCGGCCGGGGAAACCCGGGCCGAGGGGACCGCCCGGCGAACCGGGACCACCCGGUCCAAGGGGACCUCCGGGGGAUAGAGGAGAUUCUGUAAAGAUCGGGUAUUCCGGAGUGGAGGGCACAGCGCGGACUGAUACUGCCGGAGAACUGGGCACGGCUAUCGGCGGAGCAAAGAUAGCGUUUUACGUGGGACUGAAAAACCCUCACGAGGGAUACGAAGUAUUGCGCUUUGACGACAUUGUCACGAACCUGGGGAACCACUAUGACCCGACAACCGGCAAGUUUACAUGCCAGGUGUCCGGGAUUUAUUACUUCACCUAUCAUGUGCUAAUGCGCGGAGGCGACGGGACAAGCAUGUGGGCAGAUUUAUGUAAAAACGGACAGGUCCGGGCCAGCGCCAUAGCGCAGGACGCUGACCAGAAUUACGACUACGCCAGCAACAGCGUUGUCCUGCAUCUAGACUCUGGGGACGAGAUUUAUGUCAAACUGGACGGCGGAAAGGCGCACGGCGGAAACAACAACAAAUACAGCACGUUUUCAGGUUUCCUUCUGUACCCGGACUAAUUUGGGACGGUUUGCCCACUCCAUCGGGACUUGGGGAGAAAUAAGCCUCUAAACACUGCUGAUCACACUGACAGAAGAAGGUUGCCACGAUGAAAAGAGCACGCCAUAUUGUCAUACUCACUUUUUGAAAUCUUUCUUCGAAGCAUGUGGAUGCUUAUUUUUUUUCAUUCUAGUAUUUUCAGCUCCAAACUUGAUUAGUUUUUCU